AUGGCACCCAAGAAGGACGUUAAGAAGGCCGAGCCUGCAAAGAAGGCUGAGCCAGCGCCCGCACCUGCCCCUGCCCCUGCUGCAGAACCCGAGGCCAAACCCAAAGACAAACCAGUUGAUCUGUCUUCAGUCAAGGUUGAGUUCACCCCAGACCAGCUGGAGGACUACAGGGAAGCCUUUGGUCUCUUCGACAGAGUUGGCGACAACAAGAUCGCCUACAACCAGAUCGCUGACAUCAUGCGUGCUCUGGGCCAAAAUCCCACCAACAAGGAAGUGAACAAGGUCCUGGGCAACCCCAGUGCUGAUGAGAUGGCCAAUAAGAGAGUGGAGUUUGAGACUUUCCUGCCCAUGCUGCAAUUCAUUGUGAAUAGCCCCAACAAAGGUACCUUUGAGGACUACGUUGAAGGUCUGCGUGUCUUCGAUAAGGAGGGUAACGGCACAGUGAUGGGUGCUGAGCUGCGUAUUGUCCUCUCAACACUGGGUGAGAGAAUGUCAGAGGCUGAGGUUGAUGCUCUCAUGGUCGGCCAGGAGGACGAGAACGGUUGCGUCAACUAUGAGGCUUUCGUGAAACACAUCCUGUCCGUGUAA
This is a messenger RNA of Neoarius graeffei (lesser salmon catfish), 588 nucleotides long. RefSeq names its product myosin, light chain 1, alkali; skeletal, fast (gene myl1). The record is from RefSeq and is a predicted model, not a curated record. Gene Ontology annotation, cellular component: contractile muscle fiber; myosin II complex. Gene Ontology annotation, molecular function: calcium ion binding. The transcript has 6 exons. Bases 1 to 588 code for a protein of 195 amino acids. NCBI's taxonomy places the organism in Eukaryota, Metazoa, Chordata, Actinopteri, Siluriformes, Ariidae.